AUAUAUUCUCUCCCAGCUGGUAUUCAAGUGCCAUGGGACCUUGGCUGACUUGUGGGGAGCAAGAAAUCCAAUUUUAAAUACCGGACUUUGGACUCCUGGGAAGCUAUGGCUGAUGCCCCAAAAGAGGGAAAACUGACCAGGUUUCUGGACUUCACCCAGCUGAUCGACAUGGCAUCUGAAUCUGUAGGAGGAAAGAUUUUAUUUGCAACAGACGACUUUUUUGCUCCUGCGGAAAACCUCAUAAAGAGUGACAAUCCGAUUUUUAAAGAACAUGAGUAUACUGAGUUUGGGAAAUGGAUGGAUGGAUGGGAGACCAGAAGGAAAAGGAUUCCAGGUCAUGACUGGUGCAUCAUCAGGCUGGGAAUACAUGGAGUUAUCCGGGGCUUCGACGUGGACGUUUCUUACUUCACAGGAAGUCAUGCUCCUCGAAUGUCAAUUCAAGCGGCAAACUUGGAAGAAGACAAACUACCAGAAAUCCCGGAGAGGGGGAUCAGGACAGGAGCUGCAGCCACAUCUGAGGAGUUCGAAGCUAUUGAUGAGCUAAAAUCCAACGACUGGGAUUGCUUGGUUCCCAUGACAGAGCUUAAGCCGCAAAACCCUGCUUCCAGCCACAACUAUUUUCUUGUCAAUUCCCAGAAGAUAUGGACUCACAUCAGACUCAACAUUUUCCCAGAUGGUGGAAUUGCACGGCUUAGAGUAUAUGGUGCUGGACAAAAAGACUGGACUGCAACAGAUCUCAAAGAACCUGUUGACCUCGUGGCCAUCGCUUUUGGGGGUGUCUGUGUAGGAUUUAGUAAUGCCCACUUUGGGCACCCAAACAAUAUGAUAGGAGUCGGCAGGGUAAAGUCUAUGGCAGAUGGUUGGGAAACUGCAAGAAGGCUGGACAGGCCACCAAUAUUAGAAAAUGGUGAAAAUGGCAUUCUCUUGUUUCCAGGCUGUGAAUGGGCAGUUUUCCGGUUGGCACAUCCUGGAGUAAUAACUCAAAUUGAAAUUGAUACAAAAUAUUUUCAAGGCAACUCUCCUGACAGCUGCACAGUGGAUGGGUGUAUCCUGACAACGCAGGAAGAAGAAGACAUGAUCAAGCAAAAGUGGAAUCUUCCGAUCCCUAAGUGGAAACCACUACUUCCAGCCACCAAGCUAUCCCCCAACCAAAGUCACUUGUUCGACAGCCUGACCCUGGAGCUUCAAGAUGUCAUCACUCACGCAAGGCUCACCAUUGUCCCUGACGGGGGAGUGGGCCGCCUCCGGCUUAAGGGCUAUCCCAGCUCCAUCUGCCUCCUGCGGUCCCGGGAGAAGCCUAUGAUGAGGUUCGCAGUGAAGGUGGGCUUCAAAGCGAACCCCUAGCACACAUCCAACGCUUGGGUUGGCGACCCAGAAGUACUCACUCUGUCAUCGUCUUCAAGUGUCUUGAACACCUGAGCCUCCUGGUGAUUUAAUAAAGUGGUCAUCUCACAAA
This is a messenger RNA of Carlito syrichta (Philippine tarsier), 1456 nucleotides long. RefSeq names its product allantoicase (gene ALLC). The coding region runs from base 106 to 1344 and encodes 412 amino acids. Gene Ontology annotation, biological process: allantoin catabolic process. NCBI's taxonomy places the organism in Eukaryota, Metazoa, Chordata, Mammalia, Primates, Tarsiidae. Gene Ontology annotation, molecular function: allantoicase activity. The record is from RefSeq and is a predicted model, not a curated record. The transcript is spliced from 12 exons.